This is a messenger RNA of Meloidogyne enterolobii, 732 nucleotides long. NCBI's taxonomy places the organism in Eukaryota, Metazoa, Nematoda, Chromadorea, Rhabditida, Meloidogynidae. The record is from the annotation of a GenBank genome assembly.
AUGCGGGCGCCAGAGUUUGAUCUUGAUACUGCCUCUUCCUUUAGUGCUUCUACAGCAAGUACGGCGGGUUCUACAAGUACUUCUAGGUGCUGCAAUAAUGUGAGUAAAGGUGGUUGUAGCUGUCUUCCGACUUCGAUAAACGAGUUCAAUGAGGCAUUAAAUCGUUUUUAUGUUUAUCAACGUUUAUUGGGUAGGAUAAUCGUUAUCAGCAUCAGCUACAUGAUUUUGGCGCCUCUGAUAGCUUAUAUAUUUAUGGAUGGUAUUGUUGCUAUAAUUUUCUGUUUCAUUAAUGUGUUCGCUGGUAUAAAUGCAAUUCGGGGCUGUUACAAGCAGAAAAUCUCGAUGAUAUAUCCAGCAUUGGUGCUGCAUAUAUUCUAUUUCACCCUCUCAUUGACGGGCUUUGUUAUAACUUUAUUUUGUAUGCGCAAUACCACAUACUGUACCACGUUAACUGAAAAUCCUUUGAUUCGACAAAUAUUGGAAAUACUGUUCUCGUUUGGCUUUACCAAGUGGCCGAAGUUACUUUUGGUAUUAAGGUUGUGGUGCAUAAUCAUAAGAUUUAAGAAUGCUUUUCGUAUCUGGACAUUGAUUAAAAUGAUGCCUGAAUAUAGCUAUGAACUUCACAAUAUCGCUUUUGACGUUUUAAGCUUAAAUCCACACCCGAAUAACAUGGAAUUAAUGAAACAUCUAGGAUUGCAUGUUCGAGCACAAGAGUCUAAAAAGUCUCGCUAG